This is a messenger RNA of Erigeron canadensis, 2438 nucleotides long. Its product is annotated as protein SIEVE ELEMENT OCCLUSION B-like. Gene Ontology annotation, biological process: phloem development. Bases 1 to 2433 code for a protein of 810 amino acids. The record is from RefSeq and is a predicted model, not a curated record. NCBI's taxonomy places the organism in Eukaryota, Viridiplantae, Streptophyta, Magnoliopsida, Asterales, Asteraceae. The transcript is spliced from 7 exons.
AUGGAUCCUGCAUUAUCAAACUUUUUGAAGGGCAUACCAGCACUUACUAGUGAAAAGAAGACGUUACCAGAGACCAGUUCUGAAACGAACCAAAUGCACCAGCAAGAACGCCCUCAGUACCAACAGCAAUUUACCGUCCCUGUGGGUAAUAACCAAGUGGCUCAACAGCUAAUGGGUCUUGCAAGUAACCCGUUUCAGCAGAGACUGUAUGGUUCAAACCACAACCCGACCCAUAACUUAAUGACUCAUCAAAUGACCAACCCAUCAGUGCACCAGACGGUGGGUCCUGUGCAUAACCCAAUGCAGCAGAAGCUGAGCAGAAGCCACGGAAAUUCCAUCUUCAGUGCAUCAGAUGAUAAUGUGAUCAUGAAGCAAGUUAUCGACACCCAUCUCCCUGAUGGCUCUGAUGUAGAUGUUAAACCUCUUCUUAACAUUGUAGAAGACAUUCUCAAACAUUCUACGAUCAAUGCUGAUCCCAUUUCAUCGGGUGCACAUACAAAUGGAGAUAAACUUGAUCAUAAAUACCAUCAGUCUAAUGUCGUUGUCAUGCUCAAUUCACUGUCUCAUAUCAUUGACAAACUCGCAAGCGAGAUGGCAUUAAAAUGCUUAACGGGUGGUGAUGGGCAUACGACAGCCCUUGCACUUUUCCACACCGUUGGAAACUUUCACUGGGACGCAAAGUUGGUUCUAGCCCUCGCAGCUUUUGCUCUCAAUUACGGGGAAUUCUGGUUGCUGGUUCAGAUUUACUCAUCAAACCAACUUGCUAAAUCCAUGGCAAUCCUUAGACAAGUUCCAACAAUCAUGGAGCAUACAACUCCAUUGAAACCUCGGUUUGAUGCCCUUAACAAACUUAUUCACUCUAUUUUGGAACUAACACAGUGCAUUGUUCAAUUUAAAGAUCUUCCACCAAUGUACAUAACCCCUGAUAUGCCAGCCAUGGCCUCGGCUAUAAAUACCAUUCCUACUGCUGUUUACUGGAACAUCAGAGGUAUCAUUGCUUGUGCCUCGCAAGUUGCCAGCUUGACCAGCGUGGGCCAUGAGUAUGGGAUUUCAUCAACAGAAUUGCAAUCUUGGGAACUAUCCACCUUAAGUCUAAAGAUCAAUCACAUACAUGAGUUUCUCAGGCAGCAACUGGAAAGAUGCCGUAUUGUUGUUGGAGACAAGAAAGAAAUUGAAUUCAGGAACUCUUUCAAUCAUCUGUUUGAAACAGUUCAUAUUGAUAAUAUGAAAAUCCUGAAAAUCUUGAUUAGUCCAAGAGAUGAUAUACCACCACUCUAUGAUGGUUCUACUAAGAAGAGGGUCAGACUGGAAGUUCUGCGGAAGAGGAAUGUAUUGUUGUUGAUAUCGGGGCUAGAAAUGCACGGAGAUGAGCUUUCAAUUCUUGAGGAAAUUUAUAACGACUCCCGUAUUCAGGGAACAAGAAUGGAUGGUCCAUAUGAGGUUGUGUGGAUACCCAUAGUUGACCCGUCUGUACAGUACACCGAUGAAAUGAACGCAAAAUUUGAGGAGACAAGAAACAAAAUGCCAUGGUACUCCGUGUACCACCCCUCCAUCAUUGACAAGGUUGUUGUCAAGUCCAUUGGAGAUAGAUGGCAUUUUAGGAACAAAGCAAUUUUAGUAGUACUAGACCAACAGGGAAGGGAGUUGAGCCCGAAUGCUAUCCACAUGAUGUGGAUUUGGGGGACCAAUGCCUUUCCUUUCACCAGUAACAAAGAGGAACUAUUGUGGCGGGAUGAAACUUGGAGGCUCGAGUUGCUAGUCAGUAGCAUGGACCCGACCAUACUGAAUUGGAUAAGAGAUGACAAAUACAUAUUCCUGUAUGGAGGAGAUGACAUUGAGUGGAUACGCAAAUUCACAACCACAGCACGGGCUAUGGCAACUGCUGCACGCAUUCCAUUAGAGAUGGUAUAUGUUGGGAAAAGCAAGAAAAAGGAUCGUGUCAGACGGGCUAUUGCAACCAUCACUGUCGAGAAGCUUAGCUACUGCUGGCAAGAAAGUACACUAAUGUGGUUCUUUUGGACACGGUUGGAGAGCAUGUUAUACUCCAAGAUUCAACUACAAAAGGCCGAUGAUCAAGACCCCUUGAUGCAACAGAUCAAGAAACUGCUAAGCUACGACAAGGAUGGGUCGUGGGCUUUGUUCUGCAGAGGUUCAAAUAUCUUGACCAAUGGGCAUGGAACCACCAUGGUGCAAACACCGGCUGACUUUGACUUGUGGAAGGGAGAUAUUCCGUCAAAAGGCUUUGACUUGUCAUUUACCGAGUACCACAACAAGCUUCAUGUCGCAGCAAACAAUUGCUGCCGCUUUGAGUUUCCAAUUGCUGCAGGUAGAAUCCCUGAAGGUAUGCGGUGCCCAGAGUGUCAUCGCCUCAUGGAGAAAUACAUUGCCUUCCUUUGUUGCCAUGAUCAUGGAGGCCUUCUUGAUACCUAUUAAGCACU